Messenger RNA from Anopheles stephensi (Asian malaria mosquito), 5223 nucleotides. It is a transcript of the gene Ranbp21, whose product is annotated as exportin-5. Gene Ontology annotation, molecular function: RNA binding; nuclear export signal receptor activity; small GTPase binding. The record is from RefSeq and is a predicted model, not a curated record. Gene Ontology annotation, cellular component: nucleus; cytoplasm; RNA nuclear export complex. The transcript has 6 exons. NCBI's taxonomy places the organism in Eukaryota, Metazoa, Arthropoda, Insecta, Diptera, Culicidae. Gene Ontology annotation, biological process: protein export from nucleus; RNA export from nucleus. Bases 358 to 4059 code for a protein of 1233 amino acids.
GUUUGCUUUGAGCAGGGUCGAAGAAGAAGAAGAAAGUUUCGCAGCGCGAGACCGCGUUGACCAGAAUCGUUCCCACUGCAUUUUUCCACAAUUAUCGUUCCUAUUUCAAUAGGCGUGCGUAAAACAAAGGCCAAUGACGGAAAUGACAAAGUGUUGACAGCGUAAUCGUCUCGGGAAACGUGUGCGUGUGCCUAAGUUUAGCGGCGAUUUUCCUGGCCCGAUCGUGCUCAACCCCACCAUCCUUUGUAGACCUGUAGUGGUAGUGGUCGCCGAACGGACUUUCGGAAGGCUGAAAGGCAGUCUCUGAGGAGAGGAAAGGUUGUGAACAAGCGUGAUCCCCUAGUCCCCGGCCCCGGAAUGGAGAUGGCUCACGAAGUAGUGGAACUUGCCAAUGAGCUGGCUCGUGCCGUGAAGAUAACGAUGGAUCCCGAUGCAACACAGCAGGCUAGGAUGGAUGCAUACGUAGCCUGUGAACGAUUCAAAGAGGUAUCACCACUCUGUGCACAAGCGGGCCUUUCACUGGUGACCGGCAACUACCCACCCAUCGUGCGCCACUUCGGACUGCAGCUAAUGGAGCAUACGAUCAAGUUCAACUGGAACAGCAUCUCGCAGCAAGAGAAAAUAUUCAUCAAGGAAAAUGCCAUGAAGCUGCUAAACGCCGGCGUCGGGGAGGCACAGGAUCAAAGUUUGGCCCACAUAAAGGACGGUGUGUCACGGAUUAUCGUGGAGAUGAUAAAGCGGGAAUGGCCCCAGCAAUGGACUACCCUACUGGUCGAGUUGAGUGAUGCCUGUUCGCAGGGCACGGCUCAAACGGAGCUGGUAUUGCUAGUGUUUCUCAGGCUCGUCGAGGAUGUGGCACUGUUGCAGACAAUCGAGUCCAAUCAACGGCGGAAGGACAUUUAUCAGGCGCUCACGGUGAACAUGUCGGAGAUAUUCAACUUUUUCUUACGGCUCAUCGAACUGCACGUGGGCGAGUUCCGAAACGCAACCACGGUUGGCGACAAGCACAAAGCGCAUGGGCACAGCCGUGUCGUGCAGGUGGCGUUACAAACACUAACCGGGUUCGUGGAGUGGGUAUCCAUCAAUCACGUGAUGGCGGCCAACGGACGGUUAUUGCAGAUUCUGUGCAUUCUACUAACGGACGUCGAGUUCCAGCAACCGGCAGCCGACUGCCUUGGACAGAUUGCCAACCGGCGUGGCCAGCUCAAAGAUCGCAAGCCGCUGCUGUUUCUGCUCGAAGACGCUCCGGUCGAACAUUACUUCCAAGCGGCCACACAGAACGAUCGUCUCGGCACGGAAUCGUACUAUCUGUUUCUGAAAAAACUCAUCCCCGUGCUGACGGGAUUGGCGUCCCAAAUGACGGCCCUGUGGGGCAAGGAGGACUGUCUCCCGAUUCGACCACACUGUUUGGCGACUUUCCUGGGCACGUUACUGAUCUUUACGCGCCACUCGAGCUACAGUCUCGCACAUCCCGCUGCCCUGAUCUGGACCAGCCUGCUAAAGCACGAGCAGAUAUCCAAGGAGCCGCUGGUGCUCGAGUACAUUCCACAGGUGAUCGAGGUGAUCGGGCCGAAGAUCAUAAAGAUCAACUAUCCGCUAACGCGCCCCACAGAAAUUACGAUGCAUCCGCAGACGUUUGCCAGCCUGGACUAUGACGGCGAGGAAGAGUGGCUGGUGUUUUUCUUUCGCUGUCGUACGGAUUUCCUGGAAAUCUUUCGUCAGGCAACACUCAUCGCACCGCUCGUGACGUUCUCCUACUGCGAACACUGGCUUAACGCAAGGCUGCAGAAAACGGCCACAACGGAGCGCAAUACCACGUGCAGCAUAACUGACCCGGUGUACCUAGAAUGGGACGCACUGACCAAUGUGCUCGAUGGCGUACUGUCCCGUAUUCUGAUGGUCACCGAACGUCCAUCAGUCUCGGCCGGGCUGCGAUUGCUCGAAGAGUGUCUGAAGGUAGAAUCCAACGACCCGCUCGUCCUUUCCGUGCUGCUGUCCUGCAUCUCCUCCUUGUUCGUGUUUCUCAGCAUGUCCUCGUGCCAGAUUACGGCGGCCAACUGUGUGGCCAUGACCGGUGUGCAGCUGUUGCCACGCGUGCUGGAGAAGAUAUUUGCCUCGCUGGUCUUUCAGGAGCCGGGUGAAACGCGCCACACGCGCACGGUGGCGGUAAAAAAUCUCCGUCGUCAUGCGGCCGCGCUAAUGGUGAAAAUUGCACACAAGUAUCCGCUCCUGUUGUUGCCCAUCUUUGAUCAGAUCAAUACGAGCGUUAAAAAUCUUAUCCUGCAACCGGAACGGCUCAGCAAGGUAGAGCAGGUUACGUUGCUGGAAGCGUUGCUGCUGAUUUCGAACCAUUUUUGCGAUUUCGAGCGUCAAAGCAGCUUCGUAGCGGAAGUCAUUCGCGAAGGGGUAUCGAUCUGGGGUGGGAUGCUGAUGCCGGUGGUAAAAACUGCACACACCUUCAUCGAAUACGUCGGACUCAACCAUUCAGCCUUCGAACCGUUUGCCACGACAAUCGAGGACCCGUACAAUGUGAAUCGCCGGCAGCUGACGUACGCGCUCAAUCUCGUGCUGGGAGUGAUUAAGCGUUGCUCCUGGCCAGACGAUCCGGAUCGCUGCUCGCGCGGCGGUUUCGUCGUAGCGCUAACCGAAUCGGGCAAUCCGAUCUGUCGAAACCCGGCCACCUCGCACGUAGUUCCACUGUUACCCCACAUCCUGUCGCUCAUGCGAUGCCUCAACGAGCUGUGGAAACCGGACGCAUUGCAGUCCUUUUCCGCCUCGUUCCGCAACGCCAAUGGGAUGCAGGAGAGUGAGAAGAAGCAGCUGCUAGGCGUGUCGCCGGUGCUGCAGGAUCCGCUCGAUCCUUCGCAAAAGCUGCCACCGACCGCUUUCGGAAGGAUGCAAACGUUUUUGUCGAACAUUUUCGAGCACUGUUACCACAUGAUGGGGUCGGCUGGACCGUCGCUCGGGCGAGACCUUUACGCGUUGCCCGGCAUCGCGAACGCUAUCGUCGGCAGCGUGUUUGCUAGCCUGGAGUAUGUGCCCGACUUUCGCCUCAGAACCAUUGUGCGCGUGUUUCUUAAACCAUUCAUCUACUCCUGCCCACCGGUGUUCCACGAAGCAGUCCUGUUGCCAAUCUUUGCCCACUUUGUUCCGUUCAUGCUGACAAGACUGACCGCUCGCUGGCAUUACAUUACGUCGCUCUACGAAUCGGGCGAGCUGGGGGAGGAUGUAAGCGACACGCAGGAAGUGUUGGAAGACAUGCUCAACCGAACGCUCACCAGGGAGUACAUUGAUGUGCUGAAAGUGGCGCUGGUCGGUACUACCAUCGAUCCGACCGCUAACUCAGCGGCCGAUGCGACAGUGGCCGGUGGCAUGGAUCAGGACGAUCAGAGUAUGGACGGUACGCCGCAAGCGCUGACACGUGCAGCACAAUCUGCCAUGACGUCCGAGGUCAUUAGCGAUUUGGGUGGCAAAUUGCUAAGGAAUCAAUACACGAGCAAUCCUAUCGUGAUGACGGUUUUAAGCGUUCUUUCAUGGAAUGAUAGCAUUUCCAGUCUGAAAGCGACACUCCUCAGCGGUCCAAUCAUACGAUUCCUAGCGUCGGAACAAUUGAUCACCGAAGCGUUGGCAUCCAACAUUAUUGUAGCGGUACUGAAGGCUCUUCAGCUGCAUGGGCAGCACGAAUCCAACCAGACAUCGCUCAUUACGCUCGGUGUGCAGGCGUACGAGAUACUUCGGCCCAAGUUCCCGAACAUACUGGAGGUGCUCCAGCAGAUUCCCAACGUAAGCGCGGGCGAUAUACAGAAGCUGGACGAAAAGAUAUCGUCCGGCAGCACCAAGGGCAACAAGAUCGACAAGGCAAAGAAGGACCUGUUCAAAAAGAUUACAACGAACAUUAUCGGGCGCAACAUUGGCCAGCACGGUCGGAAGGAGGUGAAGAUACUGAACCUGCCACCGAUCGUCCCGCCACCGAACAAUCACCGCUCGUCGAACGCAUUUAAUUUGAUCGAAAGCAACCAGGAAACGGGUCUGGCGCAUUUAUUUACCAGGCGUAGUUAGUGUGGCAUGCUGCUGCUUGCUGCUUGUUGUUGGUGGGCGGUCCCAGUCGGAACAGACCCGUCGCGUCGCUGCGUACACAUGCAUCCCGAGCGGUAAAGUUCACACGAAAGGCUGUUGCUACUGCAGAUGGAGAACGACGGAUUCCGAAGCAUACACUCAACAUUUGUGAAUAUCUUCUUUUUUUUUUACUGUACAAUUAAUCCUUAAGCUUUUUCGGUACUUUUUUAUAUUUAUUAGUCUAUCGUGGACCUGGUUUACGGCCAACGACCCUUUUGCGUUUGGCGUGUUUUCGGAAAACAUAGGGCAACCCCGAAUAGUGGACCCGAAUCGAUCGCGGCAGACGACGAAUGUUACGCUUAUACAUUUGUUUCUUUGUUUGUUUGUUUGAUUGUUUUGUUUUUGUGUUUGUCGUGUCCGAUGGAUCACCGUUACCGUUAAUUAAUUUUCAACGCGAGCGUUAUCAGUGUCAGGGCGGCAGCAGCUGGUGUAAAGAUAGCUAUUGUUUCUGUGUAAAAAUUGGAAAUGAAAUUUCUCUGUUAAACGGAUCGCCGAUCGGUCGUAGCGUUUUGUGCAGGUGUAUGUUUUUGAAACGUUUUUCAAGUGGGAAAAGCUCCCCCCCCCCCCUCCCUGUCCUGUCACCCCAGCCACAUCGAACAGGAGCUGUAAGUUUGUUAAAUAUUUUUAUACGAAUGCGUCCAGUAGGGGAGGGUUUAGAUGUUAAGCAAGAUAUUGUCCGCUAGCGUAGUGUGCAUACAUCUCGAACGCGUGCAAAGCAGACCGGUAAGGGGAUCCACCGUUUGUUGACCGGUGGAUGGUGGAUGUUGAUGUGCUUAAAAUGCUAGUUGCAUUUUAGUUUUCGUUUAGUGUUCGGUUAUUUUCAAAUGUUUAAGUCUGCAUCAGAUACCGUACCGGAACCGGGCGUGUGCGAGGACGCUUGUUUGCGAAAAUGUCAAGUACGAGUAAGGUUCACUUUUCCUAAUAUUAUUGUAGAAUGUAUGUGUGUGCGUGUGUGUGUGUGUGUGUGUGCGUAUGUGCGAUACGUGUCGACGAUUACGUGGAUCGAUACGGAUGUGUAAUAUUUAUAACAUUAUUACAUGAUACAUGCGCUCAUUGCGUCAAACGACCGGGAAAAUAAAUGUAUAAGAAUCAGUUCUUGUAAAUGUA